AGGCGUCACCAGUUGCAUGAUUUAUAAUAGUUGGUGGCUUUAGUUCGCAAGAUACGUUUCCAUUUUCUAAUAAUAAAUAUGUUUAUUCUUGAAUAGCAUUAUUCAAACCGGAUCAACUCAAGCAAAACGUAUAUUAGGAAUGUGUUACGUAAACGGCCAGUGAUCCAUUCUUGUUAUCUUAAAUGUAUGCCACUCAUUAACAGUAGAAGGACAUUUUAUGUUAUUAAAGUCCCGAAGUGUGAAAUUUAGAACAUAAGUGUUCGGGUAAAAAAUAGUGAUUCGGAUAAUAAUUCAUUUAUGUGUGCGUUCGUAGUAAUGAACUGCUGACGUCCGAUAAUUGGGCAACAACGCCUGAGCACCAACUCCAAAAAAUCAAAUACAAGUAUUCUAUUGUAAAUGAUAGAGAUGAAGGGAACAAACAUUUGCUGUUCGGGAACGUUUGGGCGAUGCCUCAAAAGAGAGGCCCUUCUGCUCAUAACCUUAGUCGCAGUGGGACUCGGUUUUGGCAUUGGCUUCGCAGUCAGGACUGUUGGUCCCUCGGACACCGCUCUUAUGUGGAUGGGUUUACCCGGUCAGUUGUACCUGCGAGCCUUGCGUCUCAUGAUUGUGCCUUUGAUCAUUUGCAGCGUUAUUGUAGGUACGGCGUCACUCGAUGCCAAACAAAACGGCAAGAUAACAAUUGUAUCGUUUAUCUACAUUUUUGUCACCAACAUGAUCGCCACCAUCCUCGGAAUUCUUGGCUGGCUAGUCUUUCAGCCUGGGAAAGGAGGCGUUGGCCUUACUUCGAAUAAAAAGGUUGAAGAGAAUAAGAUAGAGACACAUGAUAUCUUUGCUGACCUUAUAAGAAAUAUCUUCCCGAGUAACCUGUUUGAGGCGACCUUUCAGCAAGAUCAGACUAACUACCAGAAGGAGAUGAAUACCGUGUCUCCCGAUUCAAACACGACUGUUGUCACCAUCACAAAUCAACUUGGGAAAACUGGUGGCGCAAACCUUCUUGGGCUUAUAUUUGUUUGCAUCGUGGUCGGCAUUGCAGCCUCCGCCUUGAAGGAAAAGGGGAAACCGUUUAUUCUCUUCUUUGAUUCUGCUUCCGCCAUUGUAACCAAGGUUAUUCGUUGGUUCAUGUGGUUGACGCCGAUUGGAGUGUUAAGUCUGAUCCUAGCAACAGUUGCUAGUCUUGAUGACGUCGGUGCUGUUUUCAGGGAACUCAGUCUCUUUAUUGGAGCCGUAGUUGUGGCACUUGUGGUUCAGCAAGGGGUUGUUUUACCACUAAUCCUCUUUUUGACCACGAGGAACAACCCCCUUGUCCAUCUCCAAAAAAUUGGUCGCCCAUGGAUUAUUGCCUUUUCAACAGCUAGCUCCGCAAUAUCAACCCCUGAGAUGAUUUACUCCUGUGAGCACCUGUUGAAGAUCGACAGUCGCAUCACCCGUUUUGUUAUCUCAUUUUGUUUGACCUUGAGCGCGAACGGGUCAGCCUUGUUCAUAGCUUGCUCCUGUCUCUUUAUCUGGAACCUGACGGGCGAAGAACCUACCGCCGGUGACGUGAUUACAUUUGGAUUACUUGUGACAGUUUCGUCUUUAGCCAUUCCUUCUGUGCCGAGCGCUUCCAUUGUAACCAUAGUAAUGCUCCUUGAUUCUUUGAGCAUUCCUGGAGAGGCAACUGCGUUGUUGUUUGGUCUGGAAUUUCUUCUAGACCGACUCCGGUCAACGAGUAGCGUAUCCAGUAACACAAUAUGCGCCGCUGUGACUGCCCACUUUUGCGAAGUGCCUAGAAACUCAUCUGCAAAUAACAUUGAGAUAAUCAUCAGUGUCGAAGAGAAGGAAAACAUGAUUGAUAGAUCUGAGGAAUCCACUGUUGCUAAGCUUUAAAUUGAUAAGGAUUUUCGUGUUAAUUUUAUAUAUCUUUAAGGUUCUUGAAUAAACAAAACCACUUU
Molecule: messenger RNA, 1931 nt
Organism: Mya arenaria
Lineage: Eukaryota; Metazoa; Mollusca; Bivalvia; Myida; Myidae
Product: excitatory amino acid transporter 1-like
Exons: 12
Coding region: 397-1866 (489 amino acids)
Biological process (GO): L-glutamate transmembrane transport
Cellular component (GO): plasma membrane
Molecular function (GO): glutamate:sodium symporter activity; L-glutamate transmembrane transporter activity; neutral L-amino acid transmembrane transporter activity
Source: RefSeq, a predicted model, not a curated record